Molecule: messenger RNA, 1456 nt
Organism: Nematolebias whitei (Rio pearlfish)
Lineage: Eukaryota; Metazoa; Chordata; Actinopteri; Cyprinodontiformes; Rivulidae
Gene: glra1
Product: glycine receptor, alpha 1
Exons: 8
Coding region: 1-1347 (448 amino acids)
Biological process (GO): nervous system process; chemical synaptic transmission; regulation of membrane potential
Cellular component (GO): synapse; neuron projection; plasma membrane
Molecular function (GO): glycine binding; extracellularly glycine-gated chloride channel activity; transmitter-gated monoatomic ion channel activity
Source: RefSeq, a predicted model, not a curated record
AUGGAGACGCCCCCACCGUGCACCGCUCUGCCUCUAACCGAGCUGAACUGUCUGUGUUGCAGUUUAGCGGCGUCGAAAGAAGCCGCGGCGAGGAAAGCCACCUCCCCGAUGCCGCCGUCCGAGUUUCUGGACAAACUCAUGGGCAAAGUUUCAGGUUACGACGCCAGAAUCCGACCGAAUUUUAAAGGUCCGCCUGUCAACGUCACCUGCAACAUUUUUAUCAACAGUUUUGGGUCCAUUGCUGAAACUACAAUGGACUACAGAGUCAACAUCUUCCUGAGGCAGCAGUGGAACGACCCCCGGCUGGCGUACAGCGAGUACCCCGACGACUCGCUGGACCUCGAUCCAUCCAUGUUGGACUCCAUCUGGAAGCCCGACUUGUUCUUUGCCAACGAGAAGGGGGCCAACUUCCACGAGGUCACCACCGACAACAAGCUGCUGCGCAUAUCCAAAAACGGCAACGUGCUCUACAGCAUACGAAUAACUCUGGUUCUGGCCUGUCCGAUGGAUCUGAAGAACUUCCCGAUGGAUGUCCAGACGUGCAUCAUGCAACUGGAGAGCUUCGGAUACACCAUGAACGACCUCAUAUUCGAGUGGGACGAGAAAGGAGCCGUGCAGGUGGCCGACGGCCUGACGUUACCUCAGUUUAUACUCAAAGAAGAGAAGGACCUGCGCUACUGCACCAAGCACUACAACACAGGUAAAUUCACUUGUAUUGAGGCUCGUUUCCACCUGGAGCGUCAGAUGGGUUACUACCUGAUCCAGAUGUACAUCCCCUCGCUGCUCAUCGUCAUCCUGUCCUGGGUCUCCUUCUGGAUCAACAUGGACGCCGCGCCGGCCCGGGUUGGUCUGGGCAUCACCACGGUGCUGACCAUGACCACGCAGAGCUCCGGUUCCAGAGCUUCGCUGCCCAAGGUGUCCUACGUUAAAGCCAUCGACAUCUGGAUGGCCGUGUGUCUGCUCUUCGUCUUCUCGGCCCUGCUGGAGUACGCCGCCGUCAACUUCAUCGCCCGCCAACACAAGGAGCUGCUGCGCUUCAGGCGGAGGCGACGACACAUGAAGGAGGAGGACCCGGGCGAUGGGCGCUUCGGCUUCCCCGGCUACGGCAUGGGCCCCGCCUGCCUGCAGACCAAGGACGGCAUGGCCAUUAAGGGCAACAACAACAACGCCCCGACCUCGGCCCCUCCCGAGAAGAGCAUCGAGGAGAUGAAGAAGCUGUUCAUCAGUCGGGCCAAGCGCAUCGACACGGUGUCCCGGGUGGCCUUCCCUCUCGUCUUCCUCAUUUUUAACAUUUUCUACUGGAUCACUUACAAGAUCAUCCGCAGCGAGGACAUCCACAAGCAGUAGUCGAGAAAAAUAAUGAGACAUCAGAAGCAGGUAUUGGCGCCCCCUUUUUUCCAGUCGUGCUUUUCGUCCUCUUUCGCUCUUUUUCUUCUUCUUUUCGUGGAGGAUUUGC